AUGAUGAAUAUGAAUCAAGUUGAACCUAGAACAAGAGAAGAAAGAGCCGCAUUGAAAGACAGGGAAAGGAUUGAAUAGUUGAGGCUAAGAGAAAGAAUCGGUUCCUACCAUAAAUAUGUUGAUAAUGCUCUAGUCAACAAUCCUGACCCAACUUCAUCUCAUUUCUUGCCAGAUAAUGAUAGAUUCAACAAAGAUUUCGCUUCUCAUGAUAAGAUGGUCAGAGAGUAGCAGCAUAAAUAAAAGAUGGAAGUUAUUGAGAAAAAAAGAGUUGAAAAGUAUGAAAGAGAUUUAAAAAGAUGGGAGUUUAUGGAUGAAGAAAGUGAGAGGUAAUCCAAAAGAAUUGAAUAAAUGAACGAUAAGUAUUUGACAGGUUAAAGAAAUAAGGGAGGAGCUGCUUAUAAUAUUCUAAAUUUACAAUAUGAGCAUACUGAUGAAGGAUAAUUUCUUAAAUAAAGAGAUGAUGAUGCAAAGGUGAGAGCUAUGAUGAGAAGUAAAAAUUUAGAUGUAAGAUCUAACUGCGGUUUUAAUCCAUUAAAUGGGAGCCAAAGAAUGAGUGUUAAUGUUCCUUAACACUAACUAUACAAUCCAAAUGAGCUACAAUCUGUUGGUGCAUCUAUAAUGGGGACAGGUUUUGCUGGGAAGCCUUUGAGAAAAGAAAUGUUUGAGCCUGUUAGAUCUUAAACUUAGCCUGCAGCUAUGAUGAGAGAUCCUAACUAUUAUGAUGCAGGUGCAUAUGGAGGGCAAAUGCAGCAAUAAAACUAGCAGUAUCCUCCAUAAGGUUAAUACCAAUAAAAUCAAGGAAUGCAAUAAGCACCCAGUUAAUAGUAAUUCUAACAAUAUCAACCUUAGCAAAAUUACUAAUAAUAGCAGAUGCCACCUUCGUAAUAUCAGCCUCAGUAGUAAGUUUAGUAAUAGCAGCCUCCUUAAUUCGGUGGAUUCCCAACUAGCAAUCCUAAUAAUUUCUCUGCCUCUCCUUCUUCAGGUCAAUUAGGCUAACAAGCUAAUCAAAUGAAUAAUGCUGCUUCUUUACUGCCAAUUAACUAGCAGUAGUAAUCUCUAUAUGGAGGGUAAGGUCAUUACCUAUAUAAUUAACCUAAUAUUCAAAGAGACUCAGUUAUUGCUCCGGCUUACACAUAACAAUAACAAGCAAAUUAUAAUUAACAAUUCGUUGCAGGAGGAGCAGGUACUAAGUUCUACUGA
Molecule: messenger RNA, 1200 nt
Organism: Stylonychia lemnae
Lineage: Eukaryota; Ciliophora; Spirotrichea; Sporadotrichida; Oxytrichidae
Source: the annotation of a GenBank genome assembly